UCCAAACCCCAAGUCAGUCGUACUCGUACGCAUCAUUAUUCUCCCUCUCUCUCUUCUCUUCUCUUCUCCUUCCUUCCAGCUUUUUCCGUUGCUCUCUCAUAUUUUUUCUGCUGCUUCUCCCUUCCUCCUUCCCUUCUUGUCCUCUUGUUUGGUCGGGAGGUUUUCGCCGCUCCUUCCCUUCGAGGAGCUCCUCCAUCGUGAAAAUGAAGGGAGGAAAGGGAAAAGGGGCAACAAAGAAGGAAACAAAGGAAGCGAUGAAGCCAGCUGAUGACAGAAAGGUUGGGAAACGCAAGGCUGCUAUUAAGGCGGAUAAGAGUAGCAAAAGACGGACCAAGAAAGAACCGAAGGCCAAAAAGGAUCCCAACAAACCAAAGAGGCCUGCUAGUGCUUUCUUUGUUUUCCUCGAAGAGUUCAGGAAGCAAUACAAGCAAGAACAUCCUAAUGUGAAAGCUGUCUCAGUUGUUGGUAAAGCUGGUGGAGAGAAGUGGAAAUCAAUGUCUGAUGCUGAGAAAGCUCCAUAUGAAGCCAAAGCUGCAAAAAGGAAGAGUGAAUAUGAAAAGCAAAUGUCUGCUUACAAUAAGAAACAAGAAAGUGUGGCUGAUGACGGUGAUGAUGAGUCUGAUAGGUCAAAGUCUGAAGUCAAUGAUGAGGAUGAAGAGGAAAGUGGAGAAGUGGUUGGCUGUAGCAUCACUCGUUUCUAUCUGUUCUUCAGGAAUUGUUGCUUCAGUUAGCACACUAUUGGCGAAUGCUGCAUCUUCUUUCCAUGUGUUGGCUGAUUUGUCUGUUUUUCUUCUGAUUUUACUGUUUCUAGGCUCUCCAACUGGCUAAUGAACUGGCAUUAUGAUCUUCACCUUGUGCGUUGAUUUUCGUGAAUACUAGCUUAAAUCCAUGGCAUGUUAUGCUUGAAUUCCAGGUUUGUGGAACCUAGUAUGGGGCGUCACGCCAUGCAAGCUUUGGUGCUUUGACUCUCUUUGUAACCAAAGCAGCCAUUUUGUAUUUCGCUUAAAUAAAAAUAUGUUGCAGUAAAAGUUUUCACUAUAGUUGGAGAA
This is a messenger RNA of Phoenix dactylifera (date palm), 1049 nucleotides long. The record is from RefSeq and is a predicted model, not a curated record. NCBI's taxonomy places the organism in Eukaryota, Viridiplantae, Streptophyta, Magnoliopsida, Arecales, Arecaceae.